This is a messenger RNA of Morone saxatilis (striped sea-bass), 3303 nucleotides long. RefSeq names its product required for meiotic nuclear division 5 homolog B (gene rmnd5b). The coding region runs from base 178 to 1353 and encodes 391 amino acids. The record is from RefSeq and is a predicted model, not a curated record. Gene Ontology annotation, biological process: proteasome-mediated ubiquitin-dependent protein catabolic process. Lineage: Eukaryota; Metazoa; Chordata; Actinopteri; Moronidae. Gene Ontology annotation, cellular component: GID complex; cytoplasm; nucleus. The transcript has 10 exons. Gene Ontology annotation, molecular function: ubiquitin protein ligase activity; protein binding.
AGAGUAAACGACUUUUAUUGUGAAAGGCCCAGUUAACGCAGAAUGCGACACAGGAAGAUCCGCAUUACGACUGCUGGUGAAGUGUUGCCAUAACAGGCAAGUGGCUAACGCUAAUGUUUGCUAACUAAUUAGCAGAUAGGUGUUGUUGUCGUGUGUGUGAGUGUUCCCGUCUGAACCAUGGAACAGUGUGCAUGUGUUGAGCGGGAGCUGGAGAAAGUGCUCCAUCGCUUUGUAAUGUACGGCCACCAGUCUGAGGAGAGGCUAGACGAGCUCCUGCGCAGCGUCUGUGAGAUACGGGGACAGCUAGUUGCUUUUGGAGUACAAGAUGCAGACCUAUCAGUCCUAUCUCAGACCAUGGCACAGUGUUGUAAGAAUAUCAAAGAAACAGUGCAGAUGCUCGCCUCCCGACAUAAGGACAUCCAUGGCAGUGUGUCGAAAGUGGGCAAAGCCAUCGACAGGAAUUUCGAUGCAGAGAUCAGUGCUGUGGUGGCAGAGACAGUGUGGGACACCCCAGAGAGACAGAAAUACCUGAGUGAGACCAUUGUGGAGCACCUGUACAGACAAGGGAUGCUCAGUGUAGCAGAGGAUCUUUGUCAGGAGUCUGGUGUAGUUAUAGAUAUGAGUAUGAAGCAGCCUUUUCUGGAGCUGAACAGAAUUCUUGAAGCUCUGAGGAUGCAGGACCUCAGGCCGGCACUAGAGUGGGCUGUAACGAAUCGGCAGCGCCUUUUGGACCUGAACAGCAGUCUAGAAUUCAAGUUGCACCGCUUGUACUUUAUCAGCCUGCUCAGUGGGGGAAUCGGCAACCAAAUGGAGGCCCUGCAGUACGCCAGGCACUUCCAGCCCUUCGCCUCUCAGCAUCAGAGAGAUAUUCAGAUUCUGAUGGGCAGUCUUGUGUACCUGCGUCAUGGCAUAGAGAACUCUCCAUACCGCGGCCUGCUGGAGACAAAUCAGUGGGCUGAGAUCUGUAAUAUCUUCACCAGGGAUGCCUGCGCUUUACUGGGCCUCUCUGUAGAGUCUCCGCUCAGUGUUAGUUUUGCAUCGGGCUGUAUGGCCUUGCCAGUGCUGAUGAACAUCAAGCAGGUGAUAGAGCAGAGACAGUGCAGCGGGGUCUGGACGCACAAAGACGAGCUGCCUAUUGAAAUCGACCUCGGGAAGAAGUGCUGGUACCACUCUGUGUUCGCCUGCCCGAUCCUCAGGCAGCAGACCUCGGAGAGCAACCCCCCCAUGAAGCUCAUCUGUGGCCACGUCAUCUCCAGAGAUGCCCUCAACAAACUGACUAAUGCUGGGAAGUUGAAAUGUCCGUACUGCCCCAUGGAGCAGAAUCCGUCACAUGCCAAGCAGAUCUACUUUUGAUACCGCACACUCUCCUCAUGAGUAAGGAUGAAGUUCCCUGGAGCUCUUUGCAUUUCCAGGACCAUUUGCUCUGGCCCUCUUUCCUCUGUCCCUGGCCUUUUGGCCUGUUAUUGUAAGCAUUAAGGUUUUAUCCCAGUGCUCCUCUGGACAGCCUUGGCCAUCCUGUAACCCACCUCGGACCCUCCAACUUUGCGUAGUAUACAGAGUCCAGCGGGGAUGGUCCAACUACAACCUGUAGUAGAGUGAGGAGUCUGUCAGUAAUGAGAACAUCCUCACGAAGAAGCACCUCUGAAAAAGGAUAAUUCAUUGAAACUCAUUUGCAAAUGCCUGCAGAGUUAUAGGCUUAUCUUUUUAAAGUAUGUAAUACUUUAUAGUGUUUGUUUUCUCAGCUUUUUUGACAGUUUGAGUUGGAUGACUGCUUCUUUUUUCUUUUCCUUUUUUUUUGACAGAAGCAGUUGAAUGAUAAUGAAUGGGUGAGUGUGGGUAAAUGGUAUAGAUAGGCAGUUUCUGAUUUCUGGAUGGUAAUAAACUUCUAUUAUACACAAGAAAAACCACAGAGUAACAAACAACUGUGUUGAAGGUUUAUUAUUUGCUGGUGAAGGGAACUGUGGAGGUCUAUCUUGAAUUGAACUCUUGAUUGUGACCCCAUUACUCCUCCAUAAUGUAAUAAAGGCCUCACGUAGCUUGAAAGUCACUGUUGGCUGACGUAUCCGUUUGAUAAGUAGAACAAUUAACUCAUCAAUGGUGGAACAGCUUUUCUUUUUUCUUUUUUUUUUUGUGACUGACUGCACCAGCAAGAUUUCCCUCAUUGUAGAAGCCAUUUGUCUUGUUCUAUGUAUGUAUCUAACAAACAAUGACAAAAAGGAAACAAAAAAUAUAUACUACUGUGAAAUGUGCUUUGUUUCUAUUUUUCAUUGCAACCGCCACAACGGCUCAUGUAAAAUAGUAAAUUAAACUGAACAGCAAAAUGCAUAAUCAACACUACUGCGCAAACUUUCAGAACUAACGACUCGGCGGUUCUCGUCACGGUUGUGCCAUCGCCUCACUCUGCCCCCUGCAUUGUGUAUCCUAAUGCUUGCACGCCAUGUGAUUUGGAGAUGUAAAGUGGUGUGAUGGUAGCCGUAUGGUCUGACUUGCAGUGGCUGUAGGCUUGUGAUUCAGCUUUACUCGUCGUGGGUGGGGAAGUCCUCUGAUCAUUGUGGCUGUUGUUUAAUAUAUACCUAGAAAAAAAAAAAAAGCCUCUGCAUAGGUUUUGCUUUUAUUUGAGAUCGAGUCAGAAUAGAUAUCCAUACAUUUCCUCAGGGCUCAUUAUAACAAUUCAUACCACACUUCCCAGUUAGUAUUAAAGGUGUACAUUUAUAUAAGGAACAAAGAUUACACAUAUUUCCGCUAUUGAGGCUGAUAGUUUGGGUGUUGUUGGAGUUUGUAUAUAUUAUUCAGCUGGUGAUUCAACUUGGGGAAAGCGUGUCACCGAGUACCGAGGCAUUUGGAUGUACCAUAAAAUAUGUUUAGAUGAUCAAUACUAAUAGUGCAAGUUCCUGGUGUCCUCUUGAAAAUGUGAUGUCACCUCACACUCUAGUGAGGCUAAUUUGUUCAGCAAGCCCUGCACCAGCAAAGCUAACACUGACAAUGCAACAUUACACUCAGUUUUAAGUCAGAGUAUAACAUAAACAUUUUUAUCUUGGUUUCACUUGGAAUGGGUUAAAGCACAUAUUUUGUGUGGACUUUCACUGAAUUUCCUGUUUUUUUUCUUUCUUUGGUUGACAAUCAUUCAUUGCUUCUCCGAGUGUUCCACCAGAUAGACUGCUAGCGCUCCGUACCUUUGUCAUAUUAAUUUUGUUGAAUGUUUGCAUUUCCUGCUUUUGUGUGUGCAACUUUUAUUGUAAAUAUUUAUCCUCUAACAUGUUUCAUAUACUUGCAUCUGAAAUUAAAAUAAAAAUUUAUACUCCA